ACUUGCAAUUUGACAUUUCUUUCGUCGUAAAAUCUGCCACUCGCUUUACGCGAGGUAAAAAUUAUAAUUUUAUUGCGUUAUCCAAAAGUGCACUAAAAUGACUUCUGUUUCAAGGGCUGGGCACUUGGCCCCAUAUUUCAAGGCAUCUACUACAGUGGUUGGUAAUGGUUUAAAGCCAGCUGUAGUGGUCCCAACACCAGUCGACAAAUUGGUAGCCCAACCUCUGGCUAAAACUUCCACUGUGCAGUCUCUGUAUGGGCCUAUCCAAGGUCUAAAGCACAGGUCUAAGAGCGCAACUACUCUGCAGCCAGUUCGUUUUGCGCACACCGAUAUUUCCUACCCCGAUUUCUCGGCGUAUCGCCGGAAGGAAACUCUAGACCCUACAUCUAAAAGCAGCGAGAGCAUUGAUCAGCGCCAGUCAUUCACAUACCUUAUUGCUGGAGCUGGAGGAGUAGCUGGUGCAUAUGCUGCCAAAUCCAUUGUCACCCAGUUUGUGUCGUCCAUGUCAGCCGCUGCUGAUGUUUUGGCCUUAGCUACAAUCGAAAUCAAACUUGCUGAAAUUCCUGAGGGCAAGUCUAUGACCUUCAAGUGGAGAGGCAAACCUCUGUUCAUUCGUCACAGGACCGACAAGGAAGUCUCAACAGAAAAGGCUGUCCCACUAGAGGCUCUCCGCGACCCGGAGGCCGACGACCAGCGCACUAAGGACCCCAAGUGGCUCGUGGUCAUCGGAGUGUGCACCCACUUGGGUUGUGUACCCCUCGCUAAUGCAGGUGACUUCGGUGGAUACUAUUGCCCCUGCCACGGAUCCCACUACGACGCCUCCGGACGAAUCCGCAAGGGCCCCGCCCCCCUUAACCUUGAAGUACCCCCCCACAGCUUCGGCGACGGCGUCCUAAUUGUAGGUUAAAACGAACGUAUUUAUUAACACUGGUAACACUAAUUCCAAACGUCAAAUCAACUAACGUCGGGCAUUAGUGUUGCCAGAUUAGAAAAUUUAUUUAUCGUUAAGGAUAACCAUCCUAUUGUUCAUCAAUAGAAACAAUAAAUGUGAUUUAAAUUAG
This is a messenger RNA of Plodia interpunctella (Indianmeal moth), 1061 nucleotides long. RefSeq names its product Rieske iron-sulfur protein (gene RFeSP). The transcript is spliced from 5 exons. Gene Ontology annotation, cellular component: membrane. The record is from RefSeq and is a predicted model, not a curated record. Lineage: Eukaryota; Metazoa; Arthropoda; Insecta; Lepidoptera; Pyralidae. Bases 98 to 907 code for a protein of 269 amino acids. Gene Ontology annotation, molecular function: quinol-cytochrome-c reductase activity; 2 iron, 2 sulfur cluster binding. Gene Ontology annotation, biological process: mitochondrial electron transport, ubiquinol to cytochrome c.